Molecule: messenger RNA, 1047 nt
Organism: Saprolegnia parasitica CBS 223.65
Lineage: Eukaryota; Oomycota; Saprolegniomycetes; Saprolegniales; Saprolegniaceae
Exons: 1
Coding region: 54-968 (304 amino acids)
Source: RefSeq, a predicted model, not a curated record
UUUCAUUUCUCCUUGGUCCUAUCAACAACAACACUAACAACUAGAAGACCAUCAUGACGCGCGUCCUGCUCACGCUCUUGUCGGCUGCGUAUGUGGCCGCGACCGCCAACUUGCGCCAGCAGCAGUUCAAGGUCUGCAAGGUCGACACGGAUUGCAACGACGGCUUUUACUGCAAGCCCACGGACGACGGGACGUUUGCCAUGUGCCAGCCCGGCGGCCGGUCGCCAGCGCGCAACUUUGUGUGUGUCGACCACGCCGACUACUGGGGCGACGACCUCUCCAACCUCCGGACCGGCUACGACGGCUGCCUCUAUGCAUGCCGCACCAACGCCAACUGCAAUGCAUUGGCAUGGCUCCAAGAUAACGCUGGCGCCAGCGGCACAUGCUACCUCAAGCGCCUCCAGAACACGGCGCGCGCGCCGACGCCCGACGGCCGCAACCUCAAGGCGUGCAAGGACACGCCGCCAGUGACAACGACCAAGUGGGUCUCGGACGCUGGCUACCAGCUCAAGGGAGAAAACAUUUCCAUCUCCACGACCGUUCCGACGCUUGCCGCGUGCCAGGCGUCGUGUGCGAGCACACCGGGUUGCGCCGGCGUGUCCCACUCGACGUACUUUACCACGUGCAUGCUGCACAAAGCGGCUGACAACUACUUUCCGGUGUGGAGCAAGGCGGUGCCCCUCGGGGCCGUUGCUUCGAUCCCGCACAACUACAAGGCGUGCUACGACCAGUACGACGUGCCGCACACUGGCGACGUCAACAACUUUUUGGGGUCGUUCCAAGACUGCGCCAAGUGCAUGGCGAACGGCAACGCCGACGCGUUUGCGUGGUACCUCGGGCCGACCGGCGCUUAUGCGCAGCCCAUCAACGCCAAGGGCACGUGCUACUGCAAGAAGCUCGGCGGCAGCGUGCCUCCGCCCCCGCCGGCGCCGCGUUCCAUUGGCGGCACCAUUCUCUGCAUCAACUAAGUUCGUAGUCGUGUGCGUCGACUAUCUUGCAUGUCAUGCGUGCGUGGCAAUCCUAUGUAUAUUUUCUUCACACGUCGUG